Molecule: messenger RNA, 522 nt
Organism: Gongylonema pulchrum
Lineage: Eukaryota; Metazoa; Nematoda; Chromadorea; Rhabditida; Gongylonematidae
Source: the annotation of a GenBank genome assembly
AUGCCAACGGAUGGUUUCUCUAGGCUGGUGCUAACAUUUGGAGGCCAAGGUGCGAAACGUGGCACAGCCAUUGUUUCGUUUUCAUGUCAAGAAGCACUGGCGAAUGCAUUGAGUUUGGACGGUACAGAACUGGAUGGCCGUUUGUUAAGGAUAUCGCUUUCUCGUCAGUAUCAGUCUCGAGGAUCUUAUAACGGCUAUCAAGGAUCAAAUUAUGGCUAUGGAAAUUACAGGAACAAUGAAAGCUACCAGCACGAAGGAGGCUACAGCACACUGCCACAUCCUCGGCGAGGUGGCCCACCGCCUCUGAUCCCUUAUCAUAGUUAUAACUCGGAUUAUGGCCGUGCUAAUCGACCACCUCCACAACAGCAGCAGCAGCAGCAACAGCAGCAACAACAGCAGCAGCAAAUGCAUUUAUCUUAUCGUACGCGCGAUAAUCGGAGGUAUGAUUAUGAUAAUCGUUCAGUGCGCCAUCCAAAACCCGGAAAUAACCAGUUUUAUCCUCGUUAUGUGGUAAGUUGUUGA